ACCCAGUAAAUGUAGCAGGCGUUUUCGCAUUAAAUAAAAGGGAUUCGUCGAUUACCAAUCGGCAACAAUAUCCAAUUUUCUAAUGGUAACAUGGAAAUGGUAUAGGACUUUCAUAGGAUUCCAAAAAAUCAGUCUCAUUUCAUCAUAAACAAAAUUAUUGAUGAUAUAUAAAAGGCGAUCCAAAUUAUUUGCAAAUAAAUUCACGCAUACGAAACAUUAAAUCUUAGAUAGUCAACAGUUCGUAUUGUUUUGGUAAUGGUGUUUCCGAUAUCAACCACAAAAUAUAAUAUACGAGUUAAUAUAAGAAUGACAGUCUUCGACGUUCACCAAGAACGGCGGGCUCGGGCACGACCGGAAAAAAGGCUUAAAAAUAUUCGGGUACAUUACAAUGUUUUUUUAUACCUAGUAUACACUGCCUAGCCGCACCACAAAGUCAUCAUACCUCUAAGCGCGGAUUAAUUUACGUUAGACACCUUUAACCAGCAGACUUUUUAGGUAAACCUAGAAAUAAAUCCGCCACUGAGUCCGGUCCAUUUCGGGAGUUUACCCGCAGACCACAAAACUAGUGAUGGGCUUAUUCGAAUGAUUAAUUACCGUUAACGGGUGUUUUAAAUAACCUCUUUAUUUAUUAUUAUUUCCAGUUAUUCAAUGAAUGAGAUUAUCUGAAAUGCCAAUGGUUGGGUUAUUGUAAAAUUAAAAAAUAUAUAUAUUAUUUUUUUAAAGAAAAUUAAUGAUCAUUGCUUACAAAUAUGGAUUUCAGAAAAAACGUAAAUAAAAAUAUUUCUCGGAUGGAACGGAAGAAAGUACUAGGAAUGCAUCAAUAUUUCAUUUUACAUUUCUGGUAAGAGGCCUUUGUGUUUUGACCGGAAUUCGGGAAGAUCAGCUUUUCUUUCUACUGAAGGUUUUUUUCGGUACAACAGCGAAGGAGUGAACACUACCUGAGUAUUGUUGUGCAAAUCUUUAGGCAUCGGCCCUAAUUUUUAUUGUUUUCUGUUAUUUGGUGAGUCCAUUUAACGCAUCCAGUUAUAUAUCAGUUUUUGUGGCUGGUAGUUUCCUCCUCUUGGCCCUCUAACCUCAACCAUGGGGGACUCUUCGGGGGGCGAGGGCCCCCCGACGGUUAGUGCAGCACAAGAAAAUGACAGUUUAUCCAAUGAUUCUCAAAAUCGUCCGUUGAACGCCAUUAUUUGUAACAUUUUGCCACCGGAUUGCAAAAAAACUGCUGAAGAUAUUUCCAGGCCCCAGUAUUUUGAUGUGCCCUCAGGUGAAGAGUUGUCAAAGUUAUCGGCAGAGAUCCAGAUUAUCAAGAAUCAGUUCGAGCAAGACGCUGAAAUCCUGCGGGAAGUUGCCAAAAUCUCCGCAAACAUAAGAAGGACAGUAAAUCGGAAAACAAAAUAUGAAAUCACCGACCAGGGGCCUUUUAUGGUGAUUCUGGAGGGGAUUACAAGUAAGGUGGGGACUCUUCAUCCUAUGAACUUUGGGAAGUUACUUCAAGCGCAGAAAGUUCAAGGUAUAUUGAAAAUUUCUAGAAAAGGAGCCAAUAAAAUCGGUUUGGAGUUUAACACCUCUGAGUCUGCAAAUAAAUUUUUAUCUAAUGAAACAUAUUCGACAGCUGGUGGGUAUAAUAAGUAUAUACCUCAAAGACUAGUCACUUGCCGAGGGUUGGUGAGGGACAUUGGUGACUUAAUUGAUGAGGAUGAUUUUUACUCUGAGGCAGAAGCCAAGGUUAACAUCGGAAGAUCGCUAAAGCGCGUUAAGAUUGUUAAUGUUCGCAGACUAACUAAAAGGGUCAAAUGCCCAGGUGUUCUGCCUGGCACUUUUGGUUUCAAGACAGUUCCAUCUAAUGAUUAUAUAAUAACAUUUGAUGGUAAAACUCUCCCAGAAUCAAUCAGUAUCUAUAAAAAUGAGUGUUCAAUCGAAAAAUAUGUUAGUCCUGUUGUCUUAUGUAUGAAUUGUUGCAGGUUUGGUCAUUGGAAAAACCAAUGUAAAAGCAAGGGUAGAUGUAGUUUCUGCGCUGGAGAUCAUCCAGUAUUUCAUUGUGAACUGAAAGAACAGUUUUAUAAGAAGAAACCAUGCCCGACAGACCACUUAAAUCAUGAAGGCUCUCAUCAGGCCACUGAUAGAUCAUGUCCGGAAAUGGACAGACAGAAGAAAAUCAAUGAGGCUAUGGCAUGGUACAACUUAUCCUUUUUUGAAGCGGCCAAACUCUUUCCAAGAGGCCCCAAAUCAAGUGAGUUUAAUCGCUCUAAUGAAAAUUUCCCUCCUAUUCAUAACACGGUUGCCCCCGUCUCUCAGCCUUCCCCUAGAUCUGCUUCUAAAACCUAUUCUGUCAUAGCAAAAAAGCGUAAGUCCCCCCAAAUAGAAUCAGGGUAUGAUAGGGACGCCCACAGGGAUUGUCUCGUGCCGCCGUUGACUAGGCAGAAGUUGAAUCACACUAGCAAAAGUCAAUCUUCUCCCUCAUAUUUAAAUGAUUUAUCGUCAGAGUCCGAGAUGGACACUGCUUCUCCAGGGGUUUCCUCCUCUGGUGAAUUUUGGUAUCGGUUUGAAAAUUUAAAGAAAAAAGUCUUGUCCAAUAUACCCAGUAAAAGUGCUUACCAUGAAAUUGAGAGUCUUUUUGACUCCCUGCCUCCUCCCGGAGGAUGCAGGUUUUAAUAUAUGAAUGUUCCCAGAUCGACAGUCAAAUCUUUCUGUUAAAAUUAGUAAUCUCUCAAUUAUUCAUUGGAACACUUGCGGUAUUAGAAGUAAUUGUGAUAGUAUUAUUAGACUUAUUCGUGACUUUGGUCCGGAUAUAGUCAUGAUUAAUGAAUCUUUUUUACUCCCAUGGGAAGAGACAUUUAUAAUUACCGAUGCCUCUAAGGGACCAGAUGAUAGAGUUGGCUUUGGAGUAUUUAUUCCGUUUCUCAAUGUUAGGGUCGGGCAUGGGUUGAAUAGCGCGUUUUGUAUUUGCUUUGCAGAAAUGGUAGUUAUUAGUUACGCCCUAGAUCUUAUAUUAGAUUAUAAUAUUAAACAGGCAGUAGUUGUCUCCGAUUCCAAAAGUGCCCUGCAGAGCUUCGGAUGCAGUGCGGUUGAAGCUUCCAACAGCUACAUUUUACUAGAUAUUAAAGCAAAGAUUGAUAUUUUAAAGCGCAGACUUGGGGGGAAAAUCCGAAAAAUCGACAUUUAGAACUUCUGAGAUUAGUCUCCUUCGCUGGAGAAGAUCCGAAAAUCCUCGACAUUUGGAACUUUAAAGUUUAGUCUCCUUCGCUGGAGAAGAUCUGACAAUCCUCGACAUUUGGAACUUCAAAAAUCAGUCUUCUUCGCCAGAGAAGAUACGAAAAUCCUCGACAUUUAGAACUUCAAUAUUCUGUCUCCUUCCUGGAGAAGAUCCGAGAAUCCUCGACGGAAGUCGGCAAUGGGCGAAUGAUCCUGGUAGUCGUGCCCAACAGUUAUCUGUGAAACGCAUCAUUGAACUUGAAUUGAACUUUCUACUGAAGUGAAAUGUAGUGAAUGAUUUUUUUUUCAAAAUGCAACAUAGGUCAACCAUUUUAUUUUUUUACUUUUAAAAUAUAAUAUAAUAUUUUCAUUUAAAUUUAAGAUUAAGUUCAGAUUCAAUAGCGUAACGGUCCCGACCUACCGAAACGAAAACUUAACAUUUAAUUCGAAUGAUCAUGCGAACAAUUAUUCGGGCAUUAAUUUUAUUUGAAUAGAAAUAAUUGGUUAGUUUCGGUUAGUCAUUAUUAUAUCACAUAAAUGGCAAUCCCUGUACAAACCAGCGUUGUAAUUAACGUCGGCACGUGACAUAACAGCCUACUUUAUUUGUUUUUUCGUACAGCUUUUAAACACUAGAGUGCUAUGGUAAAAUUGAUGUGUCGC
Cylas formicarius (sweet potato weevil) is the source of this 3849-nucleotide messenger RNA. RefSeq lists its product as uncharacterized. The transcript is spliced from 2 exons. The record is from RefSeq and is a predicted model, not a curated record. NCBI's taxonomy places the organism in Eukaryota, Metazoa, Arthropoda, Insecta, Coleoptera, Brentidae. Bases 1081 to 2649 code for a protein of 522 amino acids.